CCAGCCUGUCCUGAAAACAAUAGAAGCAGCUCAGACGGUCGCAUUUCAGUCCGUUGUCACUGACGGAACAGAGUUCGGGUCCGAACCGAGAAGAGACUAUCCAGGACGAAACGUCCGGAGGAGCGGUGCUGAAAUCCGGGCGUCAUGCUUUCUUUAAGCAGCUGGCACGGUGUUAGCAGCUAACGGCUCUGAGGGUGAUCAGCUGUUGAUGCUUCAGCGACACCUGACCCACUGUGACUGAAGGCCAUUAGCAAGACAAAGGUCGCCUCCUCCAUGGAUACAGCAGCGGGACCAGCGUCUCUGUAAGGACCCAGAACCACGUCCACACCGAAUUCGGUUGCGAGCCGUUAUUGAUGAUGGCGGAUUUUGUCACGCCGCGGCACAGCGCGGUGAUGGAGCGGCUGCGGCGGAGGAUCGAGCUCUUCAAGCAACAUCACAACAGCUGCGAGAGCCGGUACGAGAACGCGGCGCUGGAGCGCCUGGAGCUAGAGAGGCAGCAGACCUUCGCUUUGCAUCAGCGCUGUCUGCAGGCCAAAGCCAAGCGCUCCAACAAGCACCGACAGCCCCAGUCCAGCGGAGAACAGACCGGCCCGAGAGCGCCGGGCGGCGGCAGCGGCGGCGCUGAGCCCGGAGAGAGCGGCAGUGUGGCGGCGGAGCAGAGCCGCAACAGCACGCUGAUCGCGUUGCAGGAGACGGUGAAAAGGAAGUUGGAAAGUGCUGGUUCCCCACUUGACAGAGAUCAAGUCAAUGGUUUCAGUGAUGGCUUCCCUCCAAACCAGAAGGUCUGUCUGGACAAUGGUGCAACCAAUGGCUCCCCACUUGAUUCGAAGCUCGGGGUUAGUGACGCUGUCGCAUCUAACGGGACUCACGGGCCAGCAGGAGAGUCAGCAGAUGGUGGAGAACAGGUUCCAGAGUUCCGCCUGAAGGAGAUGAAGCAGGAGCCAGAUGAUAUCUUGCCCUGCAUGCUGCCCUCAGGAGGUGGCAACAGUAAUAGCUUGUUCCCUGACCUCAACCUGAAUGAGCAGGAGUGGACAGAGUUGAUGGAGGAAUUAAAUCGCUCUGUGGCCUAUGAGGAUAUACAGGACAUUCUCAAUGAUGGCUUUGAAGACCGAAAAGAUCCCACUGAUCUGACACCGAGUUCUGGUGGUGCUGGCACAGUGGGAGGUGCAGCAGGAGGUGGGGGAAGCCAGUCCUCCCAGGGUCUGUUGCCUCCAGAUUUGGCCAGUGUCAAGACGGAGUUCUCUCCAGCUUCAGUGACAUUUGAGCAAGACUCUCACACUGGAUCUCCCCAUGUCAGGCCAACUUCUUCUGGGCCUCCCCCACACCCCACUAGUUCUCCCCUUGCCAUUGCCUCUGUCUCUUCUGCCCUACCACCUUCCCAACCUGGUCCAACCCCCAGGCAACUCCAACCCCCUCCCAACCAUCUUCUACCUCCAGGACCCCCUGUGUCAAAAGAUCUCUCCCCAGCCCAGCAGCUGCAGCAGCUGGCUGCCCAGCAGCAGAGGGCUCAGCACCUCCAUAGCCAUCUUCAUCACAAACAGCAGCAGCCAGGGGCCAAGUUUCAUGGUCAAGGGCCUCAUACUCACCCCCCUCCUUGGACCCCAUCUACCAACCCUUCCCAGGGUCCACUGGGUGGUGCUUUUGGUAUAGACAAGCCCACAAGCCCAUCUCUGUACCCACAGGACUUCAACCCUAAUGCCUCGAAACAGUUGCUAAUGUCUAACCAGCCCAGCAAGGGCUCACCAAAGGCAGCGGCCGGUGGCUACAUGCAGGGGCCCUCUGGACAUCCCAGUAUGCUGGGUCAUCAAGCCUCAGGGCCGCCUCUCAGCCACCCACGGACACCAGGGGCCCAGGGCCCUGCUGCUGUGUUGAACUACAACAACACAAAACCUCUGUCACAUUUUGAGGCAGGUGGACCGGGGCCUGGACCACCACGACCCCCCAACACUCAGAGCCAAAGGGCAGCUUUGCUAUCGCUGCUCAGACAGCAGCAGAUCAAGCAGAACAACAGCAUCAGCUUCCGUCCACACAUACCACACACACAGGAUCAGAACUACUCUGGCACUGCCUGUGGCCUGAACUCCACCAACGCCAUGCCAGCCCAGCCAGGGCCAAACACAGUGGCUGGUAGUCACGGUAACUCGGCGUACCUGAACAGCCAGACGGCGGCAGCAGCCAUCAAACAGCAGCAACAGCAUCUUCAGAUCCUGGAGCAGCAGAAACAGCAGCAGUACAUGAUCGGACAGAGACAGCAGCUGAUGGCUGAACAGGAAAAGCAGCGGCAGCAGGACCAGCAGCUGCAGAGACACCUGACCCGCCCUCCACCACAAUAUCAGGACCAAUCAGGACAACAGGCCAAUCAGAGCCCAUUCCCACAGCCACAAGUCACCCAGUUCACUGCUUCUUCUCAGCCAAUGGGUGGCGUGAACUCAGUGGGAGGCCCCGCCCCUGGGUCACAGCGUAUGUUCCCACAGAACCAGGGCUUGAUGGGAAUCAGUAUGGGUCAGACUGCUGGACCGGCAGGUGGAAUAGUUCCGCCCACAACCGUGAGUCAGGCUGAUCUGAGCAUGCCAUCCUGUGGCAGUGGAAGCGGUGGAGCGUCUGUGGACGUCCAGCAGGUGCUUUACAACAACAUGAACCUUCAUGGGAGCCACCCGGCUCACCCGCCACAGCAAGCCGGCCUUCAGCGCCUGCCGCUGGGCCCCAUGAGCGCCCCCUACAGACAAAACCUGUUGGCUCAACAGCAGCACCUGAAGCCGCAGCCCAAUACCACCCUCUUGAAGCAACAGCAGCUGACUGCCACCACCCGGAUGCCAGCCUCAAUGCCCGGCAGUAUGGGUGCCAACCUGUCCGGCUCCAUUCAGGGCUCUCAGAGCAGCACGUGGGCGCAGUCAGUGAGUAACCAACCCCCUUCCAGUAAUACCGGCUUGCCCCCCAAUGCCUUCAACAACCCUCCCAACCCUUUCCACAUACAGCAGCCACGCAUUCCAAAAAUGCAGGCUGGCACCACGCCAUUUGGUGCCAGCUCCGGAGGUCAUCCUCUGGGGGGCAUGAACCCCAGGCAGCAGAUGAUGCAGGCAAACAUGGCUGCUGUCCAGCAGAGGGCGCCUCUCAACCCUCAAAGCCUUGGCCAGCAACAGACUCAGAAGCAGCAGGCCAGUCAGAAUCAGUCAAUUCUUCCAGACCUGGCAACGUUCGGGCAGCCCCAGGGCAAUGGUCGCCAGGGACUGCAGUGCAACCAGGGCUACCAGGUCAGUCGGACUGCUGGUCAGCAGCAGCAGGUAUCGUUCGGCUACAACGCAGCUUCAGGGAGUUUUGCUGGAGAGAGUGAGCUGGUGGAUUCACUGCUGAAGGGUCAGAGCACACAGGAGUGGAUGGACGACCUGGACGAACUCUUGGCAAGCCACCGCUAGGCAGCUGGACCCAACAGAACCCGGAUCACCUGAACCUUACUGAGCUGAGAGGCUGCUGUACCUGCAUGCUGACCACGAAGAUUCAAAGAGAACUGACCACGAAACAUCAGCUUCACCUGCAGGUAACUGCCCAGGUGCUGGUGCUCGCUUCCUGGUCGUUCUUCAGAUACCGAUGAUGAAACGUUUGGUAUC
Thalassophryne amazonica is the source of this 3605-nucleotide messenger RNA. RefSeq names its product mastermind-like transcriptional coactivator 1 (gene maml1). The transcript is spliced from 6 exons. The coding region runs from base 354 to 3413 and encodes 1019 amino acids. Gene Ontology annotation, biological process: Notch signaling pathway; positive regulation of transcription of Notch receptor target. Gene Ontology annotation, molecular function: transcription coactivator activity. The record is from RefSeq and is a predicted model, not a curated record. Lineage: Eukaryota; Metazoa; Chordata; Actinopteri; Batrachoidiformes; Batrachoididae. Gene Ontology annotation, cellular component: nuclear speck; nucleoplasm.